UCCGUGAGGUCGAAGGUGAAGUCAAUAUUGCUUCGCUUAACAUCAUGGCGGGCUCUCGUGUGGAAGUGAAGAGGAGACACGAUUCACAGGAUAAAGUAGAAGAAGAUGAGGAAGAUGAGGGCUGGGUUGGGCCCUUGCCGGCUGAGGCAACGCAGUCGAAAAAAAGAAGGGUGCUUGAAUUUGAACGUGUAUAUUUGGACAACCUUCCAAGUGCUGCUAUGUAUGAAAGAAGCUACAUGCAUAGAGAUGUGAUUACUCACAUAGUUUGCUCAAAGACAGAUUUUAUUAUAACUGCAAGUCAGGAUGGUCAUGUUAAAUUCUGGAAGAAGAAAGAAGAUGAGGGAAUUGAAUUUGUAAAGCAUUUUCGAAGCCAUUUAGGUGUGGUUGAAUGCAUUGCAGUAAGCGCAGAAGGGGCUUUAUUUUGCUCAGUUGGCGAUGAUCAGGCUAUGAAAGUUUUUGAUGUUGUGAAUUUUGACAUGAUCAACAUGCUUAAACUUGGCUUUCACCCUGGGCCUUGUGAAUGGAUUUAUAAUCCUGGAGAUGCCAUAUCCACUGUAGCCUGUUCAGAGAAAACCACCGGGAAGGUUUUUGUCUAUGAUGGAAGAGGAGAUAAUACACCAAUUCAUGUGUUUCAGAAAAUGCAUUCUUCUCCUCUUUGUCUAAUUCGGUUGAACCCAUCCUUCAAGGUAGUGGUUUCUGCUGACAAAGCUGGAAUGAUAGAAUACUGGACUGGACUACCAAGUGAAUUUAAAUUUCCUAAGAAUAUUAACUGGGAAUAUAAGACUGAUACAGACCUGUAUGAAUUUGCUAAGUGUAAAACAUAUCCAACCAGUCUGGCUUUUUCACUUGAUGGUAAAAAAAUGGCGACAAUUGCAUCAGACAGAAGAGUACGCAUUUUUCGUUUCUUAACUGGAAAGUUAAUGCGAGUUUUUGAUGAAUCCUUAACGAUGUUCACAGAACUCCAGCAAAUGAGACAGCAGCUUCCUGAUAUGGAGUUCGGAAGACGUAUGGCCAUAGAACGAGAGCUGGAAAAAGUGGAUGGGAUUAGACUAGCUAAUAUAAUCUUUGAUGAAACGGGGCAUUUUGUUCUUUAUGGAACAAUGCUAGGAAUUAAAGUCGUUAAUUUGGAAACAAACAAGUGUGUAAGAAUCCUGGGUAAACAGGAGAAUAUUCGUGUUGUCCAACUGGGUUUGUUUCAGGGCACUGCAAAAGCACACAAAGCUGCAACUACCAUUGAAAUGAAGGCAUCCGAAAACCCGGCCCUUCAGAGUGUUGAACCAGACCCAACAGUCUUCUGCACUGCUUUUAAAAAGAACAGAUUUUAUAUGUUUACCAAGAGGGAGCCAGAAGACACCAAGAGCGCAGAUUCAGACAGGGAUAUUUUUAAUGAAAAACCCUCUAAAGAAGAAGUUAUGGCAGCCACACAGGCAGAGGGCCCUAAACGAGUGUCAGACAGCGCCACUAUUCACACAACAAUGGGUGAUAUUCACAUUAAACUCUUCCCUGUGGAGUGCCCCAAAACGGUGGAAAAUUUUUGUGUUCAUAGCAGAAAUGGAUACUAUAAUACUCAUAUAUUCCAUAGAGUUAUCAAGGGUUUCAUGAUCCAGACUGGAGACCCCACAGGUACGGGAAUGGGUGGAGAAAGCAUCUGGGGAGGAGAAUUUGAAGAUGAAUUUCAUGCUACGUUGAGACACGACCGCCCAUACACCCUGAGCAUGGCCAAUGCUGGCCCUGCCACAAAUGGCUCUCAGUUCUUCAUUACAGUUGUACCAACACCUUGGUUAGACAACAAGCACACUGUUUUUGGAAGAGUUACCAAAGGCAUGGAAGUUGUGCAGAGAAUUUCAAAUGUGAAGGUGAACCCCAAGACAGACAAACCAUACGAGGAUGUCAGCAUUAUAAACAUCACAGUUAAGUGAGGACAGACUGCAAAGCAGUUGAUUUGCUUAUUCAAAUGUAUACAAAGUGCAACACUUCAAUAAACUUCCUUGUUUU
Messenger RNA from Erpetoichthys calabaricus (reedfish), 1995 nucleotides. It is a transcript of the gene ppwd1, whose product is annotated as peptidylprolyl isomerase domain and WD repeat containing 1. Gene Ontology annotation, biological process: protein peptidyl-prolyl isomerization. The transcript is spliced from 11 exons. The record is from RefSeq and is a predicted model, not a curated record. Gene Ontology annotation, molecular function: peptidyl-prolyl cis-trans isomerase activity; protein binding. The coding region runs from base 45 to 1919 and encodes 624 amino acids. NCBI's taxonomy places the organism in Eukaryota, Metazoa, Chordata, Cladistia, Polypteriformes, Polypteridae.